AUGACUUUAUCCGAUGACGACCCUGUUGUCGCCUCCUACGACGUCCUCCUCACUGACUCGGAUAUCUCUCGCUAUGUUUUCCAAUACGUUGAUCGAGAGCAUGACCGUCCCUACAAUGACCAAGAAAAUCAACGACCGAUCCAACUUCGAAUUAAACCGCGCACCGGUCUUAUUGAAGUUGAAGUCCCCAUUAGCACCCGAGAAAACUACGACGUUAACAAGGGAAUGCGCUACGGGGAUGCGGUAAAAAAGAGCCGUUCCGCGCGCGACGGGGGUGCUUAUGGUAUGGCAGGCGGCUUCACUGCUGGCAGCGGAACUGCAUCUACAGGAGGAAGAGUCAAGAUGGAAGGGAACGGGGAUGUGGAGAUAUUGGAUAAUAAGAGGGCUGUGGAUUCAGCAUCAUUGCUGCGAGUACAGUCACUUGGAGGUCGGAUAAAGCCCUCUGAAGAAGGCGAUCCAGUUUACAUGCUGGCCACCUUCACCGAUAAAAACCUGCAUCUUUCCCCCGUCACAUCGGUUGUUCAGUUCCACCCUCAGCUUCACCACCUGGAUGCUUUGGAUGAGAUGCCAAAAGGGAAAGGAUCACGCAAAAAGGAUGACGAUGACCGUCCUACCGAGAGCGAAGCACGUGCGAUUGAUAUCAAAGUCAAGGCCGCCGAAGAUGGUGAAGCGGCUGCGAACGCGGGCAAUCUAGACCUCCUCAAGCAAAUGCAAGAUGAGAAAUGGAAAACUUACGGCUGGGUUGAUGCUGAGGCCGAGGAUUCCUGGUACACAUAUGAGAGCUAUAUGAUCCACAAGGAGACCGAAGACCUCCCCUCCCUAGAGUCAAAUAUUGACUCGGAACAAUACCUCGAUAAAAUGAGCGCCCCUAGGAUCGAUCCCGCCCGCCCCGACAUGACCGGCUGGGCCAUGAAGGAGAAUCGCCGGAGGCAAAGAGAGGGCCAAGCAAAUAAUGAAGCGGAAUAG
Molecule: messenger RNA, 966 nt
Organism: Penicillium coprophilum
Lineage: Eukaryota; Fungi; Ascomycota; Eurotiomycetes; Eurotiales; Aspergillaceae
Exons: 3
Coding region: 1-966 (321 amino acids)
Biological process (GO): DNA-templated transcription
Cellular component (GO): RNA polymerase III complex; nucleus
Source: RefSeq, a predicted model, not a curated record